Styela clava is the source of this 947-nucleotide messenger RNA. RefSeq names its product zinc finger CCHC domain-containing protein 24-like. The record is from RefSeq and is a predicted model, not a curated record. NCBI's taxonomy places the organism in Eukaryota, Metazoa, Chordata, Ascidiacea, Stolidobranchia, Styelidae.
GGCUGAAACUGGGCGCUUUUAAAAGAACUUUAUCGGGGCCAUAGCGACAAACGCCGAUACCAUAGUCCGACACUUCUACGCGUUACAGAGUCUUAGCAAUUUUGAGAUGUCAAGUCAGGAAGGAAAAACUCCUUAUCAGGGAAAAGCAAGAUGCUUUGGUGAAUUCUUGUGUCCGGAAUGCAACAGAACGUGGAUGAGUGCAAACAGCUGGGCAAAUACGGCACAGAAAUGCCAAAAUUGCAUGAUUGACGUUUACCCGUAUAAACAGUCGGCUCUUCAGCGAUCCGGUCUGGAAAACACUAUAUCUGCAGAAGUGAGACAUCCGCAACAUCUUUGUGCAAAGUGCAGACGACUCGGAAGGCCAUGCACGGAUAGAUAUUAAAUUAGUUUUGAUUCAAAGGACUGAGAUUCUUUAUAUAACAGAUAAUGUAUUAUUUAUGACUUGAGGCACCCAUGCCACAGGCAGUUAGUCAAUAGUCAGUACUCGCUUUAUAUCAAAGGUUCAUUCAGACCAAUUUAUCACAAUUUGUGAACCGUGUUUGUAAUCCCUAUUUAUAUGGUAGUUAUAUGGUAAAAAAAAUUUAUUAAUAGGUAAAUAUAUCUGAGUAGAAAACACCACACCUCCUUCAAAACGCUAUUACGGUAUUCAAGCGCGAUUAGAUAAUGCUGGUCAAGCUUUAUUUUUAUUUAUAUGGUAUUUAUAUUUAUCACAUUAAAGAGUGUCACUUAUAUAUUUAAAACUUGUCAUUAUAACAGAAAUACAGAACAAUUCUGCUUACAGCAAGUAGCUCUCACUUUGCUGAUAAAAAGCAGGGUCCUCAGUUUCACACUUAGAAUACAUAUGACAAUCCCCUCGCAACAAAUCCAUCCGUAUGCUUAUUUGAGCAUUCAACGACAGUGGAUAGAGCCGGACAUAGCGACAAACAACGGGUUUGAGUAGCUUGUUA